UCGACUUUUGGCGAGUGUGGUUGCAAAAUAACAACAAAACAGCCCGAGAAAAAAUCGCAGUGUGCUUUGCGAUUUUUUUCUUUUUUUUCCUCCCUCACGUGAAAUUUACAACGAAAAAGGUGUAACGCUACCGUGCACGGUGCAGCUUGGGCCAUCUUCUCGGUCGGUGCUGCCCACUUCCGGCCGCCCGGAAGCGCUCCUAUCGGAAAUUACGCUGUAGAUAUUUUCGGACGGUGCACCACACCGUGUGUCUUGGAUAUCAACACAGUUGCAGCGCUCGAGUCGGUGGUGGCAUGAAGUGUUAAUCGAUAAAUCCGCGACGACGGGAUCAGGAUACUUCCGGUUUUAGAUUGCUGUGUUUUUGUUGUUGCGAAUUCGGAUUGGGAGUGAAAGUUGUGGCCCGUUUCGAGGUGGCGCCGUCGCCACCCCAAUUUUUUUUCCUUCUCCCAAGUGUUUGUUGUUGUUGUGAGCUGCAGUGGUGUGGAGCAAAAAACGCACACCAUCGUACCAAGUUGGACGUCCCGCCCCACGUUCCACCCUGCAAAAGACGAGCUUUGGUUCACGGUUUUUUUUUCGAAAAGAUCCAAGGACAUUGGCUUCGAUCGAAGUAGGCGAGUUGUGCUGUAGUAAAGGAUUAACGACCCUUCGUUUCUGAUAUCGGUUAAACGAGUAUUAAAACCGAAACAACACGGAACAGGUGAAUUCGGGAAAGCAUCUGCCGUCAGGUCGGAAAGGUGUAAACAAAGCAGAAGCUCUUUUAUCGUGUUGUGUAUUGGGCGCUUGUACUCAUCCCACAAAAAACAAACGAACAAAUUGGUAGCAGACGACUUGGAGAACGGGGGAGGCGACGGCUAGAUAACGAGAGAGCGCGCGUACCCCGCGCGAGAGGGAGAGAACAGCAGCGCCGCCACGCGGCGUCAAUCGCCACCAGCUGGCCAAACAAACAACCGACUCGGACCGACUCAAAACGAAAGUGAAUGUGAACGUGGUCGGGUCGCGAAAAAAAACGGUUCCGCGCGGGAAUCUGAAGAAGACAGAAAAAAUCGAGUGAUUUCAAAACAAAACAAAAAACGCUCCACCUUAAACCCUUGCUUGUGCUAGUUUGAUUGAUACUUUAAGGUGCAAAGUGUUUGACGAACGGCCGCCAUAUUGGAGCGGGUACGCGAGGCCAUGUUUAAAGUGACCAAAGCGACCGGGGCGUACGCCGCCCUGGUUUCCGUCGUGUCCGGAACAAUAAUGUGGUUCAACUUCCGGCCGCUGGGGCUUUUCUUCUGCUCGGCGCUGGCCGUGUUCUGGGCCCGCCAGUACGCCCACCUCCGGCUGCAGAUUUCGCCCCUGUUUGAGGAAAAGCUGCGCAACGGGGCCCGCCGCGCCCUGGAGCUGCGAGCUGCCCGGCCGGGUCUGUUCUGUGCGCUCAUUUCCGGCCUGCUGGUGCUGGUGGCCGUCAUCGGGCACGUGGUUUCCGCGCCGUACAUCGUCGUGACCCUGCUCGUGCUGUCCAUUGUGAUCUCGACCAAGUACGACAUCAAGAUCGUUGCCGAUCGUGAACCAGUUCCUUCGGCAUGCCUGCUGGACCAGGAGGUGGAGGAGUUUCUGCCGGAGAUCACGGAAGCGAACGCCAGCCUGCUGAAGCAGGUCGGCGAGGACGCGGACGUCAGUGCGGUGUACAAACCGGACAGUGCCACGGUUAGCGAGCGCCCGGGUGUGGAAGAGGAUGACGACGACGACACCUACUCGGACCUGCUGAUGCCCCAGAACAGUAUUAAGGAGCUGGAGGAAGCGGAAGAGGACCGCUCCUCGUCCAGCAGUGACGAGCUGUUGCUGGGCAGUGAGCCCCAGCAGGGCAAGGCCAUGGUUCCGGUUGCGCCGGAAGCUUCCGGCGAGAUUAGGUUUAAGAGUAGCCACUUUAACGCGAACACUUCCUCCGACUCGGACGACAGCAUCUCGCGGGGGUUGAGCUUCGACGACGUCCCGGACAGGGGCGUGGUCAAGCGGAAGUCCCACCACCAGCACCAGCCCGAGCAGGUUCGUCCUCAGCAGCAGGACCAGCUUGCGACGUUGGCCGGAAACCUGCUGACCAGCGGGAACCUGCUGAGCUACCUCACGACGGCCGUGUCGGCGGCGGCCAGUGCUUCCGCGAUGAGCCAAUCCCAGCCGGGUCCCGCUUCUAGUCACGGCUACGGCACGAGGCAACAGCCGCCGAACCGCAUGACGGUUUCGUCCUUGGCCGGCGGAAGUCGGCGGUCGUACGCGGCCGGGGACGAUUCCACCGACGAGGACGGCGACAGUGACUUUGAGAUGCUGAACCCGGACGAGCUGAACAACGUGUAAGACGCCCAGAGAGCAAGGUAUUUCUGAACACACUGCUUUCAGAUACAAUUAUGUUUUUAAAAAACUUUCUUUGAAACCAGCGAAUUCGGCUAUUCGGAUGGUCCGCUGAAAAUAUCUCUGACAAAUAAUGCAAAUUUAUAAAAUUUCCAUACCUUUAAAAAAAUCACUCAACCCUUUAUUCAAUCUGUGAUUUUCGAAAAUUUAAAUUUUCUGGCAGAAACUGCCCAGCGAUACCAGCUCACCACCACAUUGAAAAUGCUUCUUGUAAAUAAGUGUGUAUAUUAAAAAAAAUCCGACGCUCGCCCCACCCCGAAAGGUCCUUCCAACCGAGAAUGUUAGCAAAUGUGUUAGAUUUAGUCGCUUUCCCCACCCCUGUUUCAAACCGUAGACGUCAAAAUUUACACCUAAAAAAAGGCUUAGAUCUAAAAUUUCGGUCCUGCCGAUUAAGCGUGCAACGAACUGUCAAACUGAGGUUUGCAAAUUUCGCCGCGAGGUGGCUCCGACGAAACCAAGCAUGCAUGAAGCAAACUAGAAAUUCAGAAUCACUCGUGUGAACAAAAGUGGCUCUAGUUCUAGUCCCCAAACAGUCCUUUUGCAAGGGGUCGUUAACUUUUGCGAAUCGCCGCUAAAAUUUUGAAAAACAAAAACACAUUUAAAACAAUUAAAGUUGAUUGUUCGGAGGGUGCUCGAACAAGUAAAGUUGGUAGUUGGUAAGGAAAAUGUUCGACCAGUGCGUGUGCGUGAUGGAUCAACUUAAAAAAAAUAUUUAUUGAUAAACUAUGUGUGAUACGUUUUAUUAUACUCUGUAUACCCGUAACGAUUAUUGUGACGUAAACAAAAAAAACAAUGUGAAGAGUAAAAUCACUAAUAAUGAAACUUAGUAAAAAUGGUAAUCCCGAG
Messenger RNA from Culex quinquefasciatus (southern house mosquito), 3231 nucleotides. RefSeq lists its product as uncharacterized. NCBI's taxonomy places the organism in Eukaryota, Metazoa, Arthropoda, Insecta, Diptera, Culicidae. The transcript is spliced from 4 exons. The coding region runs from base 1171 to 2331 and encodes 386 amino acids. The record is from RefSeq and is a predicted model, not a curated record.